Messenger RNA from Branchiostoma belcheri (Belcher's lancelet), 1470 nucleotides. RefSeq names its product protein AAR2 homolog. Gene Ontology annotation, biological process: spliceosomal tri-snRNP complex assembly. The record is from RefSeq and is a predicted model, not a curated record. Lineage: Eukaryota; Metazoa; Chordata; Leptocardii; Amphioxiformes; Branchiostomatidae.
CGUUGGGUCAACGUGAGAAGCUUCGGACGUCUUUAUUUGGAAAACACCAUGUGUGUCUAAACUAGCUUGUGAAGAAAGCUAGUACUAGUAUUUCUACAGAUCAUCUUGUAAAAGAAAUGGAGAUGAACCAGGAAACUGCUCUUCAGCUUUUUGAAGAAGGAGCUUUCUUCAUCCUUCUUGACGUUCCCGUGGGAACAGAGUUCGGCAUCGACUACAACUCCUGGCAGGUUGGUGAAAAGUUCAAGGGAGUGAAGAUGAUUCCAGAGGGAGUUCAUUUUGUCUCCUACAACACUGUGAACAAGGAACACAGGGAGGCAGCGCCCAAACUCGGCUUCUUUCACUACUUCCACAGCAAAGAAGUCCUUGUUAGGAGAUGGGACAAACGACUAGAAGGCAUCAGUGAAGAUGUAAUAGAGGGUGAGGAACUCGCUAACUUCGAAUCUAGCUUAAAGGAUCUUGAUAAAUUUCUUGGGCCAUACCCUUACGACAACUACAAGAAAUGGAAGUCUCUGACCAACCACAUCACAGAGAGCCUGAUGACCAGACUUCAGCCUGUGUCGGGGAGGAUAUCCUCUGCGACUCAACUUGUCAGAGACAGUGAGGAAAAAGUCUGCUACACUGUGGGUGAAUUGCCCAGAUCCAUGAAAGAGGCCGAGGGAAGACUGCCCAAAAUGGUGGCAGUAGCGGGAACAGAGAUCAGGUUUGUGACCCUGCCCACCAGGACCUACCCUGAGGGUGCCUCUCCUGCAGACAUCACCAAGUACAGUAUGGACAAGAGCUUCAUGUUGGAGGAACUUCUCAGCACACACUAUGCAGAGAACCACAUGGACCUGCUGGGAGAGUUACAGUUUGCCUUUGUUUGCUUCAUGGUAGGCCAAGUCUUUGAUGCCUUUGUACACUGGAAGAAGCUGGUCCAUUUGCUGUGUUCAUGUGACGAGGCUCUGGGCAGACACGAGGCCCUGUAUAGUGCCUUCAUCAGCACAAUGCACUUCCAACUGAGGGAGAUUCCUGAAGACUUUUUCGUGGACAUUGUGUCCAGCAACAACUUUCUCACAACUACACUGCAGGUUUUCUUCUCGAACUUGGCCAAUUGUGAUGCUGCCAGUCGUCAGCUGAAGAAACGAGGGUAUCAGUUCAAGGAUCACCUGACCAAGACCUUCCGGUGGGACUUUGACACAGAGCAGGAGGAGGAUGCUCCUGUAGUUGUGCAACUGGGAGAAACUUGACCUUCAAACUCAAGGUCACCUGUCAUAAACUAUUGUGAACUUUCAACUUCAUCAUGAAACAUUCCAACUCUUCUCCCCAUACUUUCAGCCAUGUGUCAUUGUUUUAAAGAAUAUGGGCAAUAUUACCUAGUAAGCUUGAUUACACAGAAUCUGCAACACUUCCAGGUUGUAACUUGGAGGGGGAAAUAUGAAUAAAAGAAAUUGUUGAGAAACAUAAAGUGGUGUGCCUCUUGACAUCAGAUUU